Messenger RNA from Silurus meridionalis, 2725 nucleotides. RefSeq names its product glycoprotein endo-alpha-1,2-mannosidase-like protein. Gene Ontology annotation, molecular function: alpha-mannosidase activity. The transcript is spliced from 4 exons. The record is from RefSeq and is a predicted model, not a curated record. Gene Ontology annotation, cellular component: Golgi apparatus. Lineage: Eukaryota; Metazoa; Chordata; Actinopteri; Siluriformes; Siluridae. Bases 526 to 1848 code for a protein of 440 amino acids.
ACGGCGCCCCCUAGCGCUCAGCCACUUGUCGGGAAACUUGAGCGCGCACGGAAUAUCCAGUCACACUGAAAUGCUGUCCAGCUGCUGGUGCUGGUGCAGACUGCUCGGAUAUAAUGAACAGGAUGGGAAAGCUCUAUAUACACAGCCGUUCCGCCUCAUUGGUGCAGUUUUAUUCUUCAUGCUGAGCUAUGACUGCAGGAUUGUUACCGGAUAUGGGACUACAUUGUAGAGACACUGUGGCAUUAAUACUCGUCAGUUAGUGUUUUUUGUUUCUGGUCAUAUUGAGCUGUUUAUCCUGUGGAAGUGGCUCCAACAGAGUUUAUUAAUCUCAAGUAUGGAUCAACUAUAAUGCGCAAUCAUGUAGAGGUUGUCAUUAUGCAGUGCUAUUGCCUCUAACCCAGAUGGUAAAGUACUGUUCGGUUGAACAACUUUCAUUACGGUGAGAAGAUCGGUGUGGUUCUUAUUCUCGGAGAAAACUGUUUCCUGCUCAUCUGCUGAUUUUUUUCCACGAGCGGUUUUGAAGACAUGGCUCGUCUACGGAGAAGAUCUUGCAUGCUUCUUUUUCUCCUCGCCCUCUUCGUGCUUGGUACUCUGAUUGGAUUGAGGGGUCUGAAGCCGAGUGAUGAAUUUUCGGAUCUGGACGUUUUGCCCAUCAAAGAGGAGAAAGUUGACAGGCGCGGUGUUUUCAGUGAGGUCCUGUCAUCAGCCGGUCAGAAACGCAUUGUAGCAAGUAAUGCAAAACCAUCCGGCUCAGACCCCAGUGCUUACAGAGGAGUGUCCUACAAUGUCCAUAUAUUUUACUACACCUGGUACGGAAACCCGCAGACCGAUGAGAGAUAUUUGCAUUGGGAUCACAUUCUGGUUCCUCACUGGGACCCAAAAAUCGCCGCCAGUUAUCCGAGAGGAAGGCAUGUCCCCCCUGAAGACAUCGGCUCGAGUUUUUAUCCCGAACUGGGGCCGUACAGCUCGAGAGAUCCGGAAGUGCUGGAAUCUCACAUGGAGCAAAUUAGCACGGCAGGGGCAGGUGUGGUGGUGCUGUCCUGGUAUCCUAUGGGUUUGGCUGAUGAUCACGGGGAGCCCUCUGAAGAUUUGGUACCAUCGCUCCUGGAUGCUGCACUUAGGCACAAUUUAAAGGUGGCGUUUCAUAUCCAGGCCUAUAAAGGAAGGACUGAUCAUAGCUUACAUAACAACAUCAAAUACAUCAUCGACAGGUAUGGAGAUCAUGGGGCAUUUUACCGCAUCAGCAUCAGGAAUGGGAAAGUGCUGCCUCUUUUUUAUAUCUAUGACUCCUACCUGACUCCUACUGAAGCUUGGGCAGAGUUGCUAACCUCCACAGGCUCUCACAGUCUGCGUGGAACCUCAUAUGACAGUGUCUUCAUUGCACUCAUUGUGGAUGAGAAACACAAGCAUGAUAUCCUUGCUGGAGGAUUUGAUGGGAUGUAUACGUAUUUUGCAUCCAACGGAUUCUCCUAUGGCUCCUCUCAUCAGAACUGGAAGGGCCUUAAGUCCUUUUGUGAUGGCAACAGCCUGCUCUUUGUGCCGAGUGUGGGCCCUGGAUAUAUUGACACCAGUAUACGGCCCUGGAACAACCACAAUACUCGCAACAGAGUGAACGGCAGAUAUUAUGAAACUGGUCUGCAAGCGGCACUGAACGUACAGCCUGAGAUCGUUUCCAUCACGUCCUUCAACGAGUGGCAUGAGGGCACACAGAUUGAGAGAGCAGUACCUAAAAAGACAAUCAGGCGAGUAUACCUGGACUACCAGCCACACGAACCCGAGCUCUAUUUAGAACUAACCAGGACAUGGAUUGAUCAGUAUCGUAAAGAGAAAGAGCAAUGGCUUGUUUGACGUGGAGUUGUUUUUCAAGUCGGGAGCAGACCUGUUCUCUUUGUGUGCAUUUACAGGAGGCUGUAUAUAGGCAUGGUAUAUGGGAGACUUGAACUCGUUGUUUGGUUAAAAAAAAAAAAUCACUUACUCAUAUGUAUCUGCAACAGAUUAAAAAAAAAAAGCCAUUCUUCUGCUUGACUAGAAUGUCAAUGUCUUGAUUAAAAGAAUGGCAAAGUUUAAAAAAAAGUAUGUUACAGCUCAGAGAUCUUACAUCGUAAAUGAUAAAUAGUAUUUUCCCAGAAUGUUGCAUAUAUUAACACUGCACAUCCUAAACAUGGCUUAUAUAAAAAUAUUCUUCCAGCAACUCCUUGUUCUUUCAUUUAAAUGUGUUAUUUAAUAAAUAUCUUGCUCUGCAUUAAAAACACUGGAGUAUCAUAGGGUCAUCCGGACUUAUUUUGCCAACUGAACAACAUUUGUGAGCCACGAAAACCAUUAGAGGGGAAAAAAGAAAAAAAAAAAACACAUUAGGAAAGAACUAAAGAUAUUUAGGCGACAGCACCUCUUUCUCAAACCUCACAUUUAUUUUGAAUACUUUGUUGGAUCUACCAAUAAAGCCCCCCCCAUACACUUUCUCUCCAUAGCUUUCUGCUUGUGGGAAGACUGGACUGAAACAAUAACAAUUAAGGUCUCUGAGUGUCCCAUUGUGCAUUGAGUAAAAAAAAAGAAAAAAAGACUGCUGACACAGAGAAAACUGGAGUGGCCCUAUGGGAAAUUCCCAAAGUACCCGUUAUAUACAGCCCUGACUAAAUUGGUGUUUUCUUAAGAAUAUUAUAGCUAGAUAUCUUUUUGUCUGAACUGAUCCCACCAUGCAAGCCAGAAAAUAAACACUCAAAAACAA